Vitrella brassicaformis is the source of this 2379-nucleotide messenger RNA. NCBI's taxonomy places the organism in Eukaryota, Vitrellaceae. The record is from the annotation of a GenBank genome assembly.
GAAAAGGGCGUUUGAUUCAUCCAUUUCCACAGAUCCCGAGCGCGGCAUCAGCACUCUAUCCGAUGGCUCAGCAAGCAUCCCCCCGGCCGUCCGCUCUCCUCGACCUGCCGCCGCCCAACACUGCCUCUGCCCUUAUUCAUGAGAGCGAGGUCGUCAGCAGCGACGUCGAGUCGCCAUUGGGCCAGCACAAGGUGUUUCUCAUCGGCGUGACGGGCGGCACGGCCAGCGGCAAGACGUCCGUGUGCAACCGAAUCAUCACCGAGCUGGGCGACCAGAAGGUGGAGAUCCUCUCGCAGGAUUCGUUCUACAAGGGCCUGGGGCCGGGCCAGGACGCGUCAGAGUACAACUUCGACCACCCUGAUGCGUUCGACUACGACCUCUUCCACGCGUGCCUCAAGAAGAUCACACAGGGGGAGCUGGUGGAGAUCCCCAUGUACUCGUUCAAGACGCACUCGCGGUCGAGUCACGUGCGGCGGCUGGUGCCGUCGCCAGUGGUCAUCACCGAGGGCAUUCUGGUGUUUUAUGACGAGCGAGUUCGCCGGCUGCUCAACGUGAGAUGGCACCCACCGUGGGGAAAGAGAUUGCCGCUAGAGUAGAAGUGCGUGUCUGUGCGUGUCUGUUAUGCAGAUGAAGAUAUUCGUAGACACCGAUGCGGAUGUGCGGCUGCUGAGGCGGAUGAAACGGGACAUUGCCGAGAGGGGCAGAUCGUACGAGAGCGUCCUCUAUCAGUACGAGCGGUUUGUCAAGCCGUCUUAUGGUACGCUGGCACACACGCACACGCGCGUGUCCUGGGUGGAUGGAUGGACGUUGUGUGUGUGUGUGUGUUCCUUCAGACGAGUUCAUAGCGCCGACCAAGAAGUAUGCGGACAUCAUCAUCCCCAAGUGGCCCAACGAGGUGGCCGUGGACCUCAUGGCACAGCACAUACGCAGCAAGCUGCACAUCAACGACGUCAGGAAGAUAUACACGUCGCUCAAAGUCCUGCCAUCCAACUCACAGGUAACCACGCGCAUCUGGUGAUAGACAGAUAAGUUCAUCCGUCUGUGUGUGAUGUGAUGCAUUGAUGCAGGUGCGUCAGCUGCACACGAUUAUCCGCAACCGUCGGUGCCGCCGCACCGACUUCGUCUUCUACGCUGACAGGAUCAUACGACUGGUAUGUACACAAUGACAUCGCCACACAUACAGCAGGGCAUCUCUCGUCUGCGUAUGUCGGUGUGCGGUGGCUGGCUGCAGGUGGUCGAGUAUGCGUUGGGGAUUCUGCCGUUCAAGGACAAGGUGGUCCGCACACCCACCGGCCAGGAGUACAGGGGCAUCAUGGGCGUCGAAUUCCAAAACAAAGUACGUCCGCACAGACACAUAACGAGAUACGUGUACUUGUCUUAGUGCAUGUUGUGUGGUUGCGCCGUUCAUCCCCUUUCUCAUUCAGUUGUGCGCGGUGUCGAUAAUCCGUGCUGGGGAGAGCAUGGAGGCGGGGCUGACGGCCGUGUGCCACGACAUACGGAUAGGCAAGAUACUGCUUCGUUUCAAAGGUAGGUACAUCCAUACCCGCAAACAGCACGGCGCUAAUGAUGCUUGUUGCCUCUCUCAGACACCGAGGACAGCGAGUGGAACUCGUCCAAGGACCGCAACCCAGACGUCAUCUACCUCAAACUCCCGCAGGUACUUUAGGACGGACCUCUACCACACGCGCACACACCCCAUCUCCACACGCUUCUCCUUUCCGUUAUGCAGGAUAUCGAGGACCGUUAUGUGUUGCUGCUGGACCCCGUGUUGGGUCGGGGCUGGUCGGUCAUCGCGGCCACGAGGCUGCUCCUCGCCAGGGGCGUCCCCGAGCACAAAGUCAUCUUUGUCAGCCUUAUCGCGACCCCAGAGGGCAUCCACAACGUGUACAGGUCUGUCUGUCGAGGACGGCCAGAGGAUUCAUGUGCCGCAGCCGACGGAUGCGUGUGUGCGUGUUUGGUCUCUCUCGUUUUCCUGUAGGCAUUUCCCUCAGAUCCAGGUGGUGACGACCGAGAUUGACCAGCGCAUCGAUGAGAAUGUACGUUGACCACACAGACCGGCACCACACACGCAGAUUCCUUUCUGUCUGUCUUGUUUGUCGUCAGGGUUACGCGUUGCCUGGUGUGGGCAACUUCGCCGACCGUUACUUCGGCACUGAGGAGGCGCAGGCCGAGUACAUCGAGGGCGGUGUGGAUGUGGCCAGGAGCAUCUCAGAGGCCUCACAGUCGUCAGAGACCCUGCUGGCGAGCAUGGGUGGCAUGCCCAUGAGGAGGCUGUCGAUCAAGGGAUGAGUUUUGACGAUUGGAUGGAUGAAUGGAAGCUAUGAGGGCCUGGCGCUACAGUAGGAUAGGAUGUGGGUCAUUUUGGUGUGUAGAAGUGAG